GAGGAUGAAAGACGUGAGAAGGAGUUACGUGAUGAGCAACGGAGAGCUGCUGAAAGACGUGAGCAAGAACGACUGGAGGAUGAGAGGAAGGAGAGGGAACGGCAAGAGGAAGAGAGGAAAGAAGCGGAAAGACGUGAAAUGGAACGGAGGGAAGCAAUCAGAAGAGAACGUGAGCGACAGAUGGAAGAGGAACUCGAACGUGAGAAGUUGGCUGAAAUCGAACGGGCCGCUCAAGAAAGGUUCUGAUUGGAUCAUUUUAGAGAGUGUUGAUGGAGGAGAAUGA
Molecule: messenger RNA, 283 nt
Organism: Anisakis simplex (herring worm)
Lineage: Eukaryota; Metazoa; Nematoda; Chromadorea; Rhabditida; Anisakidae
Source: the annotation of a GenBank genome assembly